AUGUCUCAAGCGGUUGACUAUAACCCUUCCGCCGAUAUGGCAUGGCAACAUUCUCUACAGUUAUCCCUCAACGGUGAUCCAACUACAUGGGAUGUCUCGGGACAGAUGACCAAGCCACAAAACGAUGACCUUUCGCACUUUAAUAACUUGAAUGGAACAAAUCUUUGGGACAAUACCGUCAACAACGAUAAAGUUCAAAAUCACAACAAUGGUAUCCAUGAUGAUCAUUCACAACAAAAAGUGCGAUCAGGCCAUCCCAAGCCCGUUGUUGACCGAUCACAAACAGAGCCUCUAUGGCAACGCAGGUUGAAUGCAAAGAACAAAGAACUUGAAUUAUUGCAUGUCGUUGGCUCAUCGGAACAAGAUUUCACAGGAGAGCGAUCACCCUCUUAUUCUUCGAGCAACGGCGAUCAUACGCUCUCAUCAACAAUGCCUACGUCAGGUCUAAUGGAUCACGAUCUUACACAUGCUUCUCCCGAAACGAUGAGGAUGUUGCCUCUAGCGGAAGAACAACAGCAAGCGACCAACAAUAAUGGUGUCUCGUCAGGACAACCAUCUUCUUUCUCGAGAGGGUAUGAUUCUUAUCCUAUGCAAUCUAUGCAACAUGAUUCCCAAAAUUACUCGGGCGAUUACCAGUAUGGAUCGAACAUGGCAUACAUUGAUGCAUUCAACAAUGGUAACAUGAUGAACACCCACGAUUUGAAUACGAUGAACUUUAUGCAGUCUACUGUAAAUGGGUUGCCGGUAUCUCACAAUCAACAACAACGUUCGCCUCGUCUUUAUGGGCAAGCAAUUUUGACCAAUGGCGCAAAGACUCGAAGGGUACGUGGAUUGUCAAGUGCUUCAAUGAAGCUUGCCGUUCACGAUCUAGCGUCAGCUUCGGCCAAUGCAGGCAACAGAUCACCACCGCAAUCUGCAUCUUCUGUUCAAACGCAAAGUGCAACACAUGGCUCAGGCAAGGGCAUGAUCAACAAGGUGAUUGUACCUCCAGCACCUGGUGUUUUGUCGGAUGCAGUGGACGUGCGAACGGGCGAAGCAGGACAAAUGCGUCAUAUGUGCCCUCAUACUGGCUGUGAUAAGCAUUUCAGCACCAGUGGUCAUGCACGUAGACAUAGCCGCAUUCAUGAUUGUUUGAGGCCGUUCGAAUGUCCUCAUGAGGGAUGCCAUGCAACGUUCACACGCCGUGACAAUUGCACGCAACAUCAAAGAGCGCGACACAAAUAUCAAUUAGUCGCUCAUCGUAUAGGAGGUGAAACAUUAUAA
This is a messenger RNA of Meira miltonrushii, 1263 nucleotides long. RefSeq lists its product as uncharacterized. Gene Ontology annotation, biological process: regulation of transcription by RNA polymerase II. Gene Ontology annotation, molecular function: RNA polymerase II cis-regulatory region sequence-specific DNA binding; DNA-binding transcription factor activity, RNA polymerase II-specific. The coding region runs from base 1 to 1263 and encodes 420 amino acids. The record is from RefSeq and is a predicted model, not a curated record. Lineage: Eukaryota; Fungi; Basidiomycota; Exobasidiomycetes; Exobasidiales; Brachybasidiaceae. The transcript has a single exon.